AAUUUAUGCUGUUUUCGGGAUCCCGAUGGAUGAGAAAAGUUUUUGGAGGGGGUAAAAGAAAGGAAUGUGGAGAAGUUAUAUUCUUUCAUACAACACCUUUAGAAUUAUAUUUGAUUGCAAUCAUCUUUCAUUUAUUGUUUAAAAUUGAUGAAAUGUGUCACUAUUUUAAAGAUAUAAAAAAUGCUUUUAGAGUUCUAUUAAUAAAACUUGCACACAAAUAGAAGUUAUAUUUCUGAAAAAAGAUUUAUAACUCCAAAUAAAAAGAACUCAAAUGAAAAAGAAAACCAAAGUUAAAUUCGGUACAACUGCAAGAAACUGAAAGAACUCAAGCUCUGACAUAAGACGUGAACAGGAUAGAGUGGAAAGAUAUAGGAUGUUUGUAAAAUAUCUAUUAUCACUUUUUUAAAAUCAUAUAUAUAUUUGAAUAAUAAUAGAACGGGCUAAAUUUUUUUUAUUGAUUGAUUCAAUUAAUAAUAAUAUCAAGUAAUAAGUGAUAAUAAAUAUUUUAAAAUGACAAUAAUCACUUUCAUAAGUUAGUGACCUGUCAGUCAGAACUAUUUUGGAUAUAUAGCAGCAGUUAUCCGCAGUUGACAAGCACAAUGCUAUGGAUGAAAAGAUCUUCCACUUGCGUACAAAGAGAAAAUUCUUAAAAAUAUCUCCCACUAUAUAAUCCACUUGGUAUUAUAAAAAAAAUCCAUUUUAUCCAAAAAAAUUUCUUGUCAUGCUCAAAAUAUCUGCUCUUUUAAGUGGUAAAAAGUUUAUUUUUCUUUAUAUAUUAUUUAAACUUAAAGAUUUGAAUUCUAAGCACAUUAAAAAAACAUGGGUUUAGAAAAGAUAUUUCGCAUACUUGAGUCUCAUGUAUUAAAAAAAUUAACAUUAAACGAUAUUAUCUCCAUUAAAUAAGUUUAUUCAAUUUUAUUUAGCAUAAUUAAAAUAUAAAGUUGCCUAAAAAUGUAAUAUUUAAACAUCAAAAUCAACGAGAGUCAAUUAAAGUAAUAUAUAUUUAAUUCUCUUUAAACAAAAUUUUAAGCUUAAAAUUUAUGCAUGUAAAAAACUUUGUUGUGAGAACUGAUUUUCCUGUUGUGUUUAUACUCUCCACUCAAAUAAGAUUGUUCCUAAUGCAAAAAUACGUAUAAUUUAGAUUAAAAAAAAUUCGAAAAUCAAAAUAUUAGUGUUCCAACGUCCUCCAAUAUCUAUUGAAGUACUCACACCACUUCAACUUUUCAAAAAAGAAUAUUGAAGAUUUUUUUAUCUUUAAUAAGUAUAUAUUUGAUUAUUCUUAGACUGUAAGCAAAUAUUUCCUUGUUUUACACUUAAUUUAAAUAUACAAUUAUUUAUAUAUUAAUGGGAAGGUGGCUGAGAAAUACGUAAAAAAAAUAAAAAGAAGAAAGAAAAUCCCUUUGGAUGAAAGCACGAGGAGAGAGCAGAGAAAAUAUUAGAGAGAGGGAGAGAGAGAAAAUGUUAUUUCCAAACUUGCCCCCAACUUUUCUCGCAUUCUCACUUAUGUCCUUUUCUUUUCCAUUCCAUUUCUCCGCUGCAACGCCUGCACUUCGCAACUCCUCUCCUUUUCAAUUUUCAAUUUCUAGGGUUUAAUUCCCCAACCUAGGGUUUUGUUCUGAUCCAAAUGGAACCCCGCGUUGGGAACAAGUUCCGUCUUGGCCGCAAAAUUGGAAGCGGAUCCUUCGGCGAGAUCUAUCUCGGUGCGAAUAUUCAGACAAAUGAGGAGGUUGCGAUUAAGCUCGAAAGUGUCAAAACCAAGCAUCCUCAAUUGUUGUAUGAAUCAAAGUUGUAUAAAAUACUGCAAGGAGGAACUGAGAUCCCAAAUGUGAGAUGGUUUGGCGUUGAGGGACAUUACAAUGUCCUUGUGAUGGGUUUACUGGGCCCUAGUCUUGAGGAUUUAUUCAAUUUCUGUAGUCGGAAAUUGUCCCUGAAAACUGUUCUCUUGCUUGCUGAUCAGAUGGUGGGAUUCCCUGUGUUUUGUAGAUACUUUUCUAAUUUGCAUUUACUGAUUUCUUUUUUGAAUUUCAAGUUAUUAUUGAAAAUAAUUCUCGAAUUUUGUGGGGUCUCUCAGAAUUUCACUUGUUUCAGAGAGAAUAAGAGUUUGACAGGAACUGCUAGAUAUGCUAGUAUGAAUACUCAUCUUGGAAUUGAGCAAAGCCGCAGGGACGACUUAGAAUCACUUGGAUAUGUUCUUAUGUAUUUUUUGAGAGGAAGUCGUCCAUGGCAGGGAUUGAAAGCAGGUACUAAGAAACAAAAGUAUGAGAAAAUCAGUGAGAAGAAAGUUUCUACUUCUAUUGAGUCUCUGUGUUGUGGCUACCCCUCAGAGUUUGCUUCAUACUUCCUUUACUGUCGGUCACUGCGGUUUGAUGAUAAACCAGAUUACGCUUAUUUGAAAAGGCUUUUCUGUGACCUUUUCAUUCGUGAAGGACUUCAGUUUGAUUAUGUCUUUGAUUGGACCAUUUUGAAAUAUCAGCAAUCUCAAAUUGCCAAGCCUCCUGCUUCUCAACACUUGCUGGGUCCCGCUGCUGGACCAAGUUCUGGCAUGCCACAAGCUGUUGUCAAUGCUGAUAGACAGACAGGUGGGGAAGACCGUAGACAUACUGGUUGGUCUUCAGCAGAUCCUACUCAAAGAAGAAAUUCUGGACCUAUUGCAAAUGAUGUAAUAUUAUCAAGACAAAAAGGCCCUUUUACAAAUAACUCAACUGGAUCUAAAGAUGUUAUGUUGUCUAGUUCUAAUUUCUUGUGGUCAAGUGGAUCUACAAGGCGAGGUGCUGUAUCCAGCAGUCGCGAUGCAGUUGUUGGCAACGAGACUGAGCCCCCUCAUCCUCUCACCAGGGAUGCUACUCAAGGAGCACUCCGAAAAAUCUCUGGGGCUCAAAGAAGUUCUCCUAUCAUGCCAUCGGAGCACAACCGAACAUCCUCAGCCAGAAAUACGUCAAACAUGAAGAAUUUUGAGUCAACUCUCCGAGGUAUUGAGAGCCUGAAUUUCAACGACGGGAGGGUACAGUAUUAGGAGCUGCCUCUCUUGAUCAGCUAAGUAAAUUCUUUGAGGUUUUAUACUCUCUUCAUGAACUGCGGAGUGGAGUGUUAUCUCUGCAUUUUGUUGGAGGAAAGCUGGAACAAGUUGGGAAUUGUCACUAUAAAGUAUACACGAAAGAUAUGCUUAUGUGGUUUCCUGACAAACCUGGCCUAUGAAAAGGCUCUUCUGUUAUUACAGUUUGCAUUGUACUCACAUUGUUUCUACUUCACUUUUACUAUUGUUUCCUCUUUCAUAUUAUUCAGCAAUAUCCCUGGCUUUCUUGGCCUUUUCCCCCCCUUUUUUUUUUCGUGGAUAAUCAUGUAUCUUGUUGACAUUCAUGUAUCUUUAAGUUGUUAUUUUGAAGAGGGUUU
Abrus precatorius (Indian licorice) is the source of this 3390-nucleotide messenger RNA. Its product is annotated as casein kinase 1-like protein 2. NCBI's taxonomy places the organism in Eukaryota, Viridiplantae, Streptophyta, Magnoliopsida, Fabales, Fabaceae. Bases 1625 to 3013 code for a protein of 462 amino acids. Gene Ontology annotation, molecular function: ATP binding; protein serine/threonine kinase activity. The transcript is spliced from 12 exons. Gene Ontology annotation, biological process: endocytosis; signal transduction; peptidyl-serine phosphorylation. The record is from RefSeq and is a predicted model, not a curated record. Gene Ontology annotation, cellular component: cytoplasm; nucleus.